Messenger RNA from Mytilus trossulus (common blue mussel), 2486 nucleotides. Its product is annotated as RILP-like protein homolog. Lineage: Eukaryota; Metazoa; Mollusca; Bivalvia; Mytilida; Mytilidae. The record is from RefSeq and is a predicted model, not a curated record. The transcript has 2 exons. Gene Ontology annotation, molecular function: protein binding. Bases 616 to 2124 code for a protein of 502 amino acids.
ACCCAAUUCAAUGAGUCUUGCUACUAAAAGAAUGAUUAUCAUAAUGUAAUGAAUGAAUCCGAAAAAAGGGGGGGAUUUAAAAGUUAAUUAUAAACACGCAAAAGAAAUAUUAUAUGAUUUGUUUUAUACCAGUUAAUGAAUACAGAUGUUCUCACACAAUAUAAAAUUAAACCUCGCUAACAAAGAUCAGAUAGGUAUUAUACAGAUUAUAUAGGUCAGGUAUAUUUCUGUCAUUUAAAGUUUAUCGAUUACCUGAAUCAGAUAUACAUAAGUCUUCAAUAACUUCUUUGUAAGUGUACAUUUGAAAACACAGCGAAGGACAUUUUAGUUGAAAUACACAACUAGUUUAACUUUUGUCACGUUAACAACAGCAGAUAAUGGCAUCCAGUAAACCUGUACCAUGUGGACCUUGUCAGGAAGGAAAAGUAAACACUAAAGCUGAGUUCUGGUGUUACAGCUGUGAAGAAGGAUUAUGCUCAAAAUGUUCUGGUCAUCAAAUCAUCACGUGAUCAUAAGACUAUUAAUAUCAAUAGUUAUAAACCCUCCAUUGAAGCUAUCAAUACCGAAUGUGAGGAACAUGGUCAACAGUUUAACUUGUACUGUCCCAGUCAUUUAAUGCCUUGUUGUGAUGAAUGUAUUUCUAUAAGUCAUUCAAAAUGUACAGGAAUAAAAAGUUUAGCGAGUGUUGUAGAAAAAACCAUAAUUGACAAAUCCACUAAAUGUCUGGAAAAGCAAAUAAAAUCCAUCAAAAAGAUUUUCGGAAAUUUGGUUACUGACAAGUCUAAAAACAUACGUAGAAGUGAACAAGAAUAUGAAAACAUACAAGAUUUCAUUGUUAAAAUUCGCAAGAAAAUAAAUAGCCAUUUAAAAAACCUAGAAAAGAAGCUAUGCAAUGAGGCAGAAACCGUCUGGAAUCAAGAAAAAUCACAAGCAACCGAAGUAAUCAGCGAAAUUGAAGGAAAACAGAAAAAGUUGAAUAAAAUGCAAGACCAUUUACACACAGUCAUAUCACACACUUCAAAACUCCAAUCAUUUCUAGGUGUACAUCAGAUUGAACAACAAAUAAACCAAUGUCAACAAUAUGUGGAAGAUCUCAAAAAGGAUGACAGGGCUAAAGAAUUUGAGAUAAAAAUGAAUCAAAGUAAUGAAAUAGAAAACAUACUAAGCAAGUUAGAAUCAUUAAAAUCCCUGGGAAAAGUAACAAGUGUUAAGACAGUUGAAGACUUGAAUAAAGAUAGAAGUGUAAGGAGGGAAGCACAAGUAGAAUUACGAGAACAAACCAGUAUACGCAAAAUGACCAUGCAUAUUGAGACAAAGAUAGAGAUCAACAUGAAGAAGGUUGUUAGUGACAUGAUUUGUCUGAUGGAUGGACGAGUUUUAGUAGUGGAACAGGAAAGUAAUGUUAACGUUUUUACUUCUGAUGGAAAACUACGGAAACAAUUACCUAUAUCAGGGAAAGGCUAUGGUGUUACACAGAUCAAUCAAAACAAUAUUGCCGUUACUUAUCCUUUUGAGAAAGCCAUUAAGAUCUUCAACAUGAAGAAUGAAAAAGUUACCAAAGUUAUCACAUUAGACAAAACAUGCUGGGGAUUAUCAUUUUCCAAUAAUGCUCUGGCUGUUGGUUUGAUGCAAAAUGAUGAUGAUGAUGAUGAUGAUGAUGAUGAUGAUGAUGAUGAUGAUGAUGAUGAUGAUGACGAUGACGAUGCUGGUGAAAUCCGUAUUAUAGACUUGGAAGGAAAUCCACUGAAGUCUAUACAAGUUGAAUGUGAAUCAGACCUGGAGCACCUUGUUUACUUAAAUGACAGAGUAAUCUAUAGUAAUUUUGAUGGUAAAGCAGUUUGCUGUGUGGGUGAAUCAGGAAAACAGAUCUGGCAAAAUACACAGGAUUUAAAAGGACCAGGAGGACUUUGUACAGAUACUUAUGGUAACAUUAUUGUAGCCGACUUUGACUCUGGGAGAAUAGUAGUAAUAUCAAAAGAUGGAAAGGAAAGUAAAGUACUGAUAAAUGAAGAUGAUAGACUGGAUUCUCCUCAGUGUAUUUGUUUUAAACAUAAUGAGUCUUCAGGUUUUAUUUGUGAUUACAAAUGCACAAAGUUGACAAAAUUCAAUUUAUCUUCUGGAUAACAUGCACACUGAAUAUUCAAAUGAUAUAAUUUUCUUUGAACCUGCAACCAAUUAUAUAUAUCAUUAGCUAAACUAAUGUAACCUUUGAAUAUAAGAAAUGUUAUUCCCUGUUUUUGACAUUCAAAUGAAAAUUUGAAAAUAUUUUGUAGAAUAAGCAACAGUUUCCUAAAUGGAUCUUUACUCUAACUAUGAUGAUAUUUACUGAACUGUGGUUUGAGUGAUGUAAUGUAGAAUAAGCAACAGUUUCCUAGAUGGAUCUUUACUUUAACUAUGAUAAUAUUUAGUGACCUGUGGUUUGAAUGAUGUUAUAUAUUUAAUUCUGUUGUGUUUGAUGUUAAGUAGUGAAUUGUGUUUUUUUGUGU